UCGCAUUUCUACUCUUGUAACCCACUCUUCCAGUCAUGUGACGCUAAUAUAGUACAACUACAGUACUGAGCAACGCGACAGACUAAAGCAGCGCCACACGGCGUGUCUCAAGGGCAAAUAACGCAUUAGGAAAAACAGCACCACGCGCAAGGGACUAAAAGUAACAAGAUCGGAACUAAAUCAUUGGAAUUGUAUAUGGUUUCCUAUUUUGAAGGAACACUCUGGAAACACAAACUCCAAAGCAUAUCUCUACCGUGAGAGAAAACAACAGGUGCCUCACUGUUCACUUUUUGUUCUCAAGUGUCCUUGUAGUGGCAACACUCUUUUUGAAUUGACCCUAGUUGUGUGUGGCCACUAGGAGGAUACAAAGGAGGAAGGAUCUACUUUUCUUAAAAAAAAGAAAGAAAACAGGGGGAUUACAAGUGUAAAGACUUUGGGGUAAGCCCCUGGGAUGGUGGAUCACUUUGUGAGUAGCGGGGAGUACUUCCUGUCUUACGGUGGCCUCCAUUCGCCCUCACCUGUGCCAUUUCACCUGUCGGAUAUGGUGAUAGACUCGGUGAACUACCAGGUGAUGCCCUCGCCCUUCUCCGAGGAUGACCUCAGCGACUCCUCCAGCCUGCGCUCCUGCUCCUCCCCGGACUCGCAGGUCCUCAGCUCUAGCUGCGGGAGUUCCUCAAGCGCAGAGAGCCAGGACAGCAUUCUGGACUUCCUCCUGUCGCAGACCUCCUUAGGAGGCGGAGGGACGGCAGGCGAUGGGACGGCGAGCGUGACGCCCAUGUCCCUCUCCAGCCUCCUGUGGGACUCGCGGCGUGAGCCGGUCAAGGAGGAGAGCUUCGACCUGCCCAUCUGGUCAUCGGCGGACAUGGAGGAGCAGCCAGUGGAGCCCUUCCAGCCCACGCUGGAGGAGAUCGAGGAGUUCCUGGAGGAGAACAUGGACGGGGUGACCAUGAAGGCUGAGCCCAGGGAAGGCACCACCGUGCUGGGCUUGGGGUUUGAACUGGACCUGGGGUUUGGACUGGGGGUGGAGGUGGGCGACGAUGAGGCCUUGCCUGGUUCACUGGAGACUGCCAAGUCUCAGCACUCAGACCAAACUGUGCCAACCACAGAUGCCAUGGUAACCAAUUCCACCAGCGCAGAGACCAAAAGCUCACAGAGCAGCCAGCCUUCAGCGGACGUCGUAAAGCAGGAGAGCCAGAGCAGGCCUGUGUCAGAGUCUGGAAGUGGCGGCAGCGGGAUGCCAGUCAUCCUCCAGAUCCAGCCCAUUCAGAUGAAACAGGAGACCCAGACCCCCAGUGUCCCGCUGACCCCCACUGCCCAGGCAGCUCCUGCCCCGCCCUCCGACAUCAAAAUCGCCCAGCUGCUUGUCAACAUCCAGGGCCAGACCUUCGCUCUAGUGCCUCAUCUCCUGCCGUCUUCCCCCACUUCAUCCACUGGCUCUGCCACGCCGACUCUCAACUCGUCCUCCAAGUUUGUCCGUAUCGCACCCGUCCCCAUCGCAGCCAAGCCCAUGGGGGUGGGAGAGUGCGGCCUGGGGGCCGUCGGGGUGAACGGCGCCCUCCUGGUCGGGAGUGCUCAGAGGUACCAGAAGAAUCCGGUGGCAGACCUCAUCAAAAUGCAUAAGUGCUCCUUCCCUGGAUGUGGAAAGAUGUACACCAAGAGCAGCCACCUGAAGGCCCACCUCAGGAGGCACACGGGCGAGAAGCCGUUCGCCUGCACCUGGCCGGGCUGUGGAUGGAGGUUCUCUCGUUCGGACGAGCUCUCCCGACAUCGGCGGUCGCACUCGGGGGUGAAGCCGUACCAGUGUCCUGUGUGUGAGAAGAAGUUUGCCCGCAGUGACCACCUGUCAAAACACAUCAAAGUGCACCGGUUUCCACGAAGCAGCCGGACAGUCCGCUCCUCGAACUGACCCCUGAUACCCUCUCAAUGGACAGAGGCCAGGGUGAAAAGAGAGCACACAGUGUGUGUGUGUGUGUGUGUGUGUGUGUGUGGGAGGGGGUGUGUGUGCGUGUUUGUGUGUUUGUCAGGCUGUGAUGAACUUGUACCAAGCUGGACAGAAGAAGGGAAAACAAGCCAACACACACACAUACACACACACACACACACACACACACAGACUCUAAGUCAUGGCGAUUAAUGUUGCUUGAUGUCCAUGUUGCUGUUGUUCUACUUUGGAAUAUCUUUUGAAUCAUGCAAUCAUAGCUAGUGAAAUCAUAUUUUUACAAGGAUAAAAUAUGGGGGGGGAGCUUUUUGUAUAAUUCAAGCUUAUGUGUACAAUAGCUUUUUGUAAAAGAUCACGUUCUUCAAAACUGCCUUGGUAUCAUGAAACGGAAUAGCGUCCUGGUCCUCCUCCCCUCCCCUGGUGAGACGUUUGAGUGAUAGGUUUGUUAUUAUUUUUCAAAUAUGGCCCAGAGAGCCAUGGAGACAAGAUGAACACUUAGCUCACUCAGCACAAUGACUUUAGCAAUGGGAGCAGUUCAGGACCGCUAUUGUUACAUAAGCUACUGAUGAAACAUUAACACUAAAGGUGCUUUACUAUGGAAGGUGAACGCUGCCAUUUUCCAAAACAUGUCCACAUGCUCCUUGGUACAUAACAUUUACUGUAAGCAUGAAUGAACACUGCCAGCAGCCAUAUUGUCAUGUUCGUUUUGACGGUGCUCUUUUUGAACUCGUAUACAGCACAUUGGAGGUGUUCUUCAACAUUAUCAGGCAGUUUUUAAAGGCUUCUUCAGAUAACAAGGGGGAAGUGUUCAUAAGCUACAGUGAGCUCCGGAAGUUUCCGUUAUCAGGCACGGCAACAAUCAGCUCAUCUUCGCUCAAGAUAGGGUGGGUUAGAGAGCAGUGCGGAAUGAAUAUUAAUAAUUUCAGACGCAACAAAAAAAGCUCAAUGCGCACAGAUAACGAUUGUACCUAUUUAAAUGUGGAAACUGGACUCUAAAUCAGUAUUGGAUUGAUGAUAUUUCUGUUCUGCUUUGAAAGUGAUAUGGUGUUGUAUUGUACUUGUAAGCAUCUCCUGAAACCUAAGCUACAGUAUAUGUUUUCGUGUGCUCUCUGGCCUUACUGAACCAUUAUGUCCUUACUGAAGGUCUAACCUUGGUCCUGGAGGACCAAGAUCUGUACAGUUUUUUUAAAAUUGAAACUUGGCACUAAACCAUCAGAACUGUACUGGUCUUUUUGGGACCAUUAAGGCUUCUCCCCCAAGUUUGCAGGACCAUGACAGUUUGUAAGAUAGGUCUUAGUCCUUGAGCAUGGGAUGUUUAAGGGGGUAUGGAUGCACAGGUCUCCAUAGAGGAGAAUGGAGGAAGGGUUCUGAGAGUGUACAAUUACAAACAGAAAUAACACCAGGAAUCGACAGCCUCUUGAAAUGUAGGAGUGCUUUGCAUACACAGCCUUGGACUUGAAUGUCUCUCACCUUUUUUGUAUCUUGUUCUUAUUUUGGCUCGAUAUUUUGUCUCCUCUGGUGACAACAAAAUCUGAAUCUGAUUCAACCUGUUACUGGAAUGUCCACAAGCCUUUAGAGAGGGGCUCACGGUGUGGACCUCGCCACACACCUGUGAAAGGAAAGAUAAAACCCACCAGCUCAGCUGAAGCUUGGGCAGAAUCUUUCCCUUAUCUGAUAAAAACAUGUAGUUCUGUUUUGGCCUUAACAGAUUUGGUUGGUGUCCUUGGUGAGAGGCAUGGCUCAAGCAUGUCCAGUGUAUGUUCAGAGACUAAUCAAACCAGGGGUAGAUACACCAGAUUUAAUGUUCAUCAGGCAUUCCUUCCAUUCAUUUAUGGAAUUUAAUAAAUGCUUGUUAGAAUACAGGUGUUUGUUUGAAAUCACAUCCUAUGAAUGUAUGUAUAUAUGUGCGGGAGUGUACAUAGCUACAGAAGUGAGAGAAAGGAAAGAUCUUUCUUUGAAAAAAUGUGCAUCUUCAGUCUGUUGUGUACAAGAUUUGUAGUGUAAACCCCAAAUGUGUACAUAACGUAACGUUUCAAUAAUAUGAAUAUAUUAUAUAUUUUUUUCUUUGUUGUACACAAAAUGCAUUUACAAAUAAAAACUUGAAAAUGA
Messenger RNA from Clupea harengus (Atlantic herring), 4048 nucleotides. Its product is annotated as Krueppel-like factor 15. The record is from RefSeq and is a predicted model, not a curated record. Gene Ontology annotation, biological process: regulation of transcription by RNA polymerase II. NCBI's taxonomy places the organism in Eukaryota, Metazoa, Chordata, Actinopteri, Clupeiformes, Clupeidae. Gene Ontology annotation, molecular function: DNA-binding transcription factor activity, RNA polymerase II-specific; RNA polymerase II cis-regulatory region sequence-specific DNA binding.